AGUCUCCAAGUCAGCUAUAUAUCCAAGCAAAACAGUACUGCUCGUACUUAUUCGCCGGGGAGUAGAUCAGCUCUAUGCUUGGCAUGGCCUCUUCCGACCUCAGUUCUCGUCUCUCUGCAGCCAUGGAAACAACCAGCCAUUGGGAUUUUUCACAAGAUAUCCCAAGCGACAUCGUCGUCCAGAUCGGAGACGCUACUUUUCAGCUCCAUAAGUUCGUGCUGGCGGCCAAGAGCGGGUACAUCAGAAGGAAAGUGAUGGAGUCGGAGAGCGCCAACCUUAGCUGCAUAGAUCUCUCGGAUCUGUCGAUCGGAGCAGAGGUGUUCGAGAGGGUGGCCAAGUUCUGCUACGGUGUCAACUUCGAGAUCUCCGUGCGCAACGUGGCGGCGCUGCGGUGCGCGGCGGAGUACUUGCAGAUGACCGAAGAGUACUGCCGUGGCAACCUGGCGGCGAGGACGGAGGAGUUCAUCAACCAAGCGGCGGUGAAGACACUCCCAGGGGCGGUGGCGUUGCUCCGGUCGUGCGAGGGCCCCCUCCUCCCGAUGGCCGAGUCGCUCCGCGUCGUGCAGCGCUCCGUUGAUGCCAUCAGCUUGAAGGCGUGCAAGGAGUUGAACCGCCCAACGCGUUCCCCACCGAACUGGUGGGCCGGCGAGCUCGCCGUUCUUUCCCCGACCUCCCUCCAGAUGAUCCUCAUCGCCAUGAAAUCCCGCGGCGCCGACCCCAAAUCCCUCGCUGCUGCCAUUGUCGUCUACGCUGAGAAUUUCCUACCCCACCUCCUCCACCCUUCCUCCGGCGCCAGCGCCCCAGCCGGCGGAAAAGACGGGACUCGGGAGCGCAGCCUUCUGGAGUCCGUUGUUUCCAUCCUCCUUCCCGACUGCGACGCUCCACUUCCCGUCGGCUUCAUCUUCUACCUUCUCCGGGCCGCCAUCUUCCUCGAAGCCUCCGAGAGAUGCCGGCGGGAGCUAGAGCGGCGGGCCUCCGCCUGCCUCGACCAGGCGACAGUCGCCGACCUCCUCACCAUCACUCUAGACUAUGCCGGCGAGCGUGUCGUGGAUCUAGAAACCGCGCGGCGUAUUGUGGCCGGCUUCGCGGAGAGGGAGGCUGGCGGCGGGGGCGGGGCGGUCUACAAAGGAGAUAGUGGCGCCGCCGGCUGCUCCGCGGCGGUUCAGAAGGUGGCGCGUACCGUCGACAGCUUUGUUGGGAAGAUCGCGUCAGAUGAGGAACUCUCAGUGUCCAAGUUCACGGGGAUCGCGGGAGCUCUCCCCAAGUCAGCUCGCCGCUUCGAUGACGACCUCUACCGCGCCGUCGACAUCUAUCUCAAGGCGCACCCGGGGUUGGACGAGAUCGAGAGGGAGAAGGCGUCCAGUGUGAUAGACCCGUUGAAGCUGUCGUACGAGGCCCGGCUCCAUGCUUCGCAGAACAAGCGGCUUCCCUUGCAAAUUGUCCUCCAUGCUCUGUACUACGACCAACUGAAGCAAAGGAGCGGAAUGGAGGAUGAGGCAGCGGCUGGGGCACCGGGUGCAACGCUGGGACCAGACCACGGGCUGAAUGCCGACGUCUCGUUGAUCAGGGAGAACGAGGCCCUGCGAUCGGAGCUGGCGCGGAUGAAGAUGUAUGUGUCGGAGAUGCAUCGAGGAGGAGGAGGGGGAGGACAGGGGAGCGGAGUCAAGGCCAGAAGCAAGAAGGCCAUGUUCUUCUCCUCGGUUUCCCGGACGCUGGGGAAGCUUAAUCCUUUCAAGCAGGGAUCAAAGGAUACUUCCAACAUGGACGACGGUGUUGUGGUGGAUGUGACCAAGCCCAGGAGGAGGAGGUUCUCGAUAUCUUAAAGACCAGAGAUAUCCAUUGUGAUGCUAUCCCUAUUCUUGUCGUCGUACUUCCUUUUAUAUAUAUAUAUAUAUAUAUAUUUGUGUGUGUGUAUCUGCUUGUUGUUUGUGUAAAAGAAUUCUUCUUGACACAAUAUGAUCAUAAGUGAUGGGGAAUUCGUUA
Musa acuminata subsp. malaccensis (wild Malaysian banana) is the source of this 1983-nucleotide messenger RNA. Its product is annotated as root phototropism protein 2. The record is from RefSeq and is a predicted model, not a curated record. Lineage: Eukaryota; Viridiplantae; Streptophyta; Magnoliopsida; Zingiberales; Musaceae. Gene Ontology annotation, molecular function: protein binding.